Rattus norvegicus (Norway rat) is the source of this 2157-nucleotide messenger RNA. RefSeq names its product EF-hand domain containing 1 (gene Efhc1). Gene Ontology annotation, cellular component: centrosome; sperm flagellum; spindle pole. NCBI's taxonomy places the organism in Eukaryota, Metazoa, Chordata, Mammalia, Rodentia, Muridae. Gene Ontology annotation, molecular function: calcium ion binding. The record is from RefSeq and is marked validated. Gene Ontology annotation, biological process: flagellated sperm motility.
AACCCGAGCGGCAGAAGGCAACCGUGGCGGCAACUGCGGGGCAGCGAUGGUGACCAACCCGGUGCACGGCCUGCCCUUACUCCCGGGCUCGUCCUUUACGGACUCCACGAAAACAGCAUUCCACAGAAGCCAGACACUCGGCUACAGGAAUGGCUAUGCAUUUGUCCGACGUCCAACCAUGGGCAUAGGUGGAGACCGGCUCCCCUACAACCAACUGUCUCCGGCUGAGCUGGAUGAGUUGGCCAAUAAGGCACCCAUCUUGACUUAUGGCCCACUCAAGCAGGCCGCACCAGCAGAGUUUGUUCCUGCGCAUGUGGCUUUUGACAAAAAGGUGCUGAAAUUUAGCGCCUACUUCCAAGAAGAUGUUCCCAUAUCAAUGGAGGAGCAUUACCGAAUCCGCCGGGUGAACAUUUACUACUACCUAGAGGAUGACAGCAUGUCUGUCAUCGAGCCUGUCGUGGAGAACUCUGGGAUCCCACAAGGCAAGCUAGUCAAACGCCAGCGACUAGCCAAGAAUGAUGUGGGAGACCACUACCACUGGAAGGACCUGAACCGUGGAAUCAACCUUACAAUUUAUGGCAAAACCUUCCGCAUUGUUGACUGCGACCGAUUCACUCAGGAUUUUUUGGAAAGUCAAGGCAUUGAAUUAAAUCCAUCAGAGAAGAUGCCUCUAGACCCUUACACUGAACUCCGAAAAGAACCUGUUCGAAAAUAUGUCACCCCAUCAGACUUUGACCAACUGAAGCAGUUUCUCACCUUUGACAAACAAGUCCUUCGAUUCUACGCGAUCUGGGACGACACGGAUAGCUUGUUUGGAGAGUGUCGCCACUACAUCAUUCAUUACUACCUCAUGGAUGACACUGUGGAGAUCCGUGAGGUCCACGAACGGAACAACGGGAGGGACCCCUUCCCACUCCUCAUGAACCGACAGCGCAUGCCCAAAGUUUUGGUGGAUAACGGAAAGAAUUUCCCUCAGUGUGUGCUGGAAAUCUCCGAUCAAGAGGUGUUAGAGUGGUACACUGCCAAGGACUUCAUCGUGGGAAAGCCACUCACCAUCCUCGGGAGGACCUUCUUCAUUUAUGACUGUGAUCCGUUCACCCGACAGUUCUACAAAGACAAGUUUGGAAUGUCCGAUUUACCACGAGUUGACGUGAGCAAGAAGGAGCCGCCUCCUGUAAAACAGGAGUUGCCUCCUUAUAAUGGUUAUGGGCUAAUCGAAGACUCUGCUCAGAAUUGUUUUGCUCUCGUUCCCAAAGCUCCCAGAAAAGAUAUUGUUAAGAUGCUGAUGAACGACAACAAGGUGCUCCGCUACCUGGCGGCACUGGAAUCCCCUAUCCCAGAAGACAAAGACCGUCGCUUUGUCUUCUCUUAUUUUCUUGCCACAGAUAUGAUCAGUAUCUUUGAGCCACCUGUUCGAAAUUCUGGGAUCAUCGGAGGCAAAUUCCUGGGCAGGACUAAAGUUGUUAAAUCAUUCUCUCCAGUCGACAACCCCAUCUACUAUGGACCAAGUGACUUCUUCAUCGGUGCUGUGAUUGAGGUGUUCGGUCAUCGGUUUGUUAUCCUUGAUACAGAUGAGUAUGUUUUAAAAUACAUGGAGAGCAAUGCUUCCCAGUACUCACCAGAAGCCCUCGCCUCAAUCCAGAACCGUAUCCGGAAGCAGGAUUCUCCUGCACCAGAACUGGAAUGCAAGCAAGCUACAGAAGAAACCAAGGCACUGGCUACAGAGGAACUCAAGGCACAGGGCCUGGACAAACUGAUAGAAAAAAUCCAGAUGCACCUGAAGGACAUUUCAUGCAAAGACAACCUCCGGGAAAGGUUCCAAGUAUACGACAAGGAGGAAUCGGGAUAUGUGGACAAAGAGACGUUCUUUAAAGUCUGCGAAACUCUUAAUGUCCCAGUCGACGACUCGUUGAUUAAGGAGUUGAUCAGGCUGUGCACCCAUGGAGAAGGCAGGAUUAACUACUAUAACUUUGUUCGAGCUUUCUCGGACUGACCCGAACGAGAGAACUGAAUACAUUUUUGACACUGAACCGACAUUGAGAAAUCCACCACACAAGCCUUUAAAUCACCCCGGAAGGGGGUCUUUCUCCCCCCCCCCCCACUCUUCUAUUUCACGAUUACUCAAGUCUAAAAUAAAUUAAUAUUUAAAGAAUCGGA